CUCUCUCUCUCUCUCGGUACUAAGUUCUAAUGGACAGCAAUAACAUAGUUGAUUCUUCACCUCUUCAAGGAUCUCAAUCUCAACAACAAAUUAAUGAGCAUGUUACAACUCCCUCAAUCACUUCAAGUCAACCAAUGAGACCAACUAAACAACUUUGGAGCUGCAGUGGGCAGUGGCAAUAUAUUUGUUACUCCGUUUGAUUGUUUAGUGCCAACUGAACUACUCCAGAAUUUAUGAAAGUGACUAGUCACUGUACAUGAGAAGAAAAGAAAUUUUGGUGAAGCUGUUGGAAACUUGUUGUAGUAAGAUUGUAAUUGAGCAGUUGCAUUCACAGUGUUUGAAAUCAGGUCUCACCCAUGAUAGGUUUAUCGCAACCAAUCUUAGUGUGCUGUAUGCUAAAUAUGCACCAACGAGGCAUGCGCAUAUACUGUUUGAAGAAACACCCUACAAAACUGCCUAUCUAUGGAAUUCCAUGCUUAGGAGCUUAUGUAGGAAGAGAGCAUGGGAAGAGACCUUACGCCUUUUUCGCCAAAUGAUUGUUCAAACUGUAUCUGCUAAGGACAGACCUGACAGCUUCACAUUGUCAGUUGCUCUGAAAUCAUGUACAGGUCUUCUGGAGCUUGAAUUGGGAAAAACAAUUCAUGGAUUUAUCAAGAAGAAGAAUGAUAUGGACAUGUUUGUGGGGUCGGCUUUAAUUGAACUCUAUGCAAAAUGUGGACAAAUGAAUGAUGCUGCCAAAAUUUUUAUGGAAUAUUCAAAACCAGAUGUUGUUUUAUGGACUUCAAUGGUUACUGGGUAUGAGCAGAAUGGCAAUCCGAAAGAAGCUUUGUCUGUUUUUUCCUGUAUGACUGUGCAAGAACAUGUGAAUCCUGAUCCAGUUACACUUGUUAGUGCUGUUUCUGCUUGUGCUAAAUUAUCUGAUUUUAGGCUUGGAAGUAGUAUACAUGGGUUUGUAAUAAGAAGGGGCUUUACCACUAAAUUAGCAUUGGUCAACUCAUUGCUAAAUUUAUAUGCAAAAAGUGGUGCCAUCAAGAUUGCAGCUAAUCUGUUCAAGGAAAUGCCUAGUAAGGAUGUUAUAUCUUGGAGUUCAAUGGUUGCAUGUUACGCCAAUAAUGGAGCUGGAAACAAUGCAUUAGAUCUUUUUAAUAAAAUGAUUGACGAAGGUGUGGAACCAAACUCAGUUACGGUAGUUAGUGCAUUGCAAGCAUGUGCAUCCACUUCCAAUUUGGAAGUAGGCAUGAAAAUUCAUAAGUUGGCAGUUGAUAAAGAUUUUGAGUUGGAUGUAGCAGUCUCUACAGCUCUGAUCAACAUGUAUAUGAAGUGCUAUUCGCCUGAAAAUGCGAUUAAUGUAUUCAAAAGAAUGCCCAAGAAAGAUGUGGUCACAUGGGCUGCUUUGAUAAGUGGGUCUGCUCAAAUCGGGAUGGCGCACAUAUCAAUGGAGGUUUUCUGCAACAUGUUAUCUCAUGGAACCCGACCAGAUGCAGUUGCCAUAGUGAAGAUUCUUACUGCUUCCUCUGAAUUGGGGAUUCUUCCACAAGCUGCUUGUCUACAUGGUUUUGUUCUUAACAGUGGGUUCAACAGUAACAUAUUUAUUGGAUCAUCUCUCAUUGAGUUGUAUGCAAAAUGUGGUAGCAUACACAAUGCAAACAAGGUUUUCAAAGUAAUGAUAGAUAGAGAUGUUGUUGCCUGGAGCUCUAUGAUUGCAGCAUAUGGGCUCCAUGGGCAAGGAGAAGAGGCUUUGAAAUUAUUCAAUCAGAUGGUUAACGAUUCAGAUGUUAAGCCUAACAAUAUAACCUUCCUUUCAAUUCUAUCUGCUUGUAGUCAUGCAGGUUUGGUUGAGGAGGGCAUAAAGAUGUUUGAUAUGAUGUUAAAUGAGUACCAACUGAAGCCACAGUCAGAGCAUUAUGGGAUAAUGGUUGACCUUCUUGGUCGCAUGGGAGAAUUGGAUAGGGCAAUGGACAUAAUUAAUCAUAUGCCCAUGCCAGUUGGGCCUCAUGUUUGGGGAGCCUUACUUGGUGCGAGUCGGAUACACCAAAAUGUAAAGAUGGGGGAGAUUGCAGCAAUGAAUCUUUUCUCAUUAGAUCCUAAUCAUGCGGGAUAUUAUAUACUUUUAUCAAAUAUCUAUGCUGUUGAGAAAAAUUGGCAUAAUGCUUCAAAGCUUAGAACAUUGAUAAAGGAGAAUAGGUUGAAAAAGAUAGUGGGUCAAAGUAUGGUGGAAGUAAAUGAGGUUCAUAGUUUUGUAACUAGUGAUAAAAUGCAUGCUGAAUCUGAUCAGAUUUAUGAUUUGCUGACAAAAUUAGAUGUGAAAUUGAGGGAAGAAGGGAAUGCUCCUCAAUUACAGGCAUAGGAAAUUUUAUAUGUUCCACUCA
Prosopis cineraria is the source of this 2369-nucleotide messenger RNA. RefSeq names its product putative pentatricopeptide repeat-containing protein At3g01580. NCBI's taxonomy places the organism in Eukaryota, Viridiplantae, Streptophyta, Magnoliopsida, Fabales, Fabaceae. Gene Ontology annotation, molecular function: protein binding; RNA binding. Gene Ontology annotation, biological process: RNA modification. The record is from RefSeq and is a predicted model, not a curated record.